This is a messenger RNA of Archocentrus centrarchus (flier cichlid), 1626 nucleotides long. Its product is annotated as RILP-like protein 1. Gene Ontology annotation, molecular function: small GTPase binding; protein dimerization activity; dynein light intermediate chain binding. Bases 294 to 1577 code for a protein of 427 amino acids. NCBI's taxonomy places the organism in Eukaryota, Metazoa, Chordata, Actinopteri, Cichliformes, Cichlidae. The record is from RefSeq and is a predicted model, not a curated record. Gene Ontology annotation, cellular component: ciliary basal body; cytoplasm. The transcript is spliced from 9 exons. Gene Ontology annotation, biological process: cilium assembly.
UGGUCCCUAAGUGAACCUCCGCGGGUGAGAGGAGGGAGCGGGAGAGAGCGGCUGGCCGAAAUCUGAGUCCCUGAAUCGGAUCAACUGUGAGCUAGAUGCCGCUAACCCCACGGAGCUUGAAUAUCCAAUAUCCAACUUGAAACUAACUUCACCGCGGUGCUGGCAAAGGGUGAGGUUUAAACUAAACACAUUCAGCUGUUUGGCGGUUUGCCGUUACGUCUUUCCUGACUGAGCCAGUGUCGGUUUCGUUAGCCGAAUUAAGAGCAUGUGAAGCGAGCUGUCCGCGCACAGACAUGGAGACCCUCUCGGAGACCAGAAACGCCGAGGACUGCUUCGGCAGGACUUUUUCCUCUCUCACCGUCGACGAUGUGUACGAGAUAGCCAAAGUGAUCGGAAGCGAAGUGGAGAAACUCAUCGACGGCUACGGCAAAGAGAGCGUCGAGGGUCUUGUGCCGAAGAUAGUGAAAGUGCUGGAGCUGCUGGAGAGCUUCGCGUCGAGGAACCACGCUCACAAACUGAGGGAAGAGGAGCUGCUGAAGACCUUCGAGACCAUACAGCUGCAACAGCAGAAGAAACGCGGGGGGAAGGAAAACGACGAGAGCAACGAUAAACAGGAGAUACGGGAGCUGCAGCAGAAGGAGCAACAGUGGAAGAGGACGUGUGAUGAGCUGCAGGUCCAGAUCCGUCAGCUCCAGGAGGACAGGGAGGUGCUGCAGAGCAGGCUGAGAGGCAGCCAUGCACAGGAAGACCGUGUUCAACGGCAGGAGCGUGAGGUGAUGCUAAAGCUGAAGGAGGUGGUGGAUAAGCAAAGAGAUGACUUGAGGGCCAAAAGCCAGGAGAUAACUACUCACACCAAAGAGGUGGAGGCGCUCCAGGAGCAGCUGGACCGCUUCAUGAAAAUGAAUGGAGAGUUGCGACACAAGCAGAAUGUGAUGCAGGCCCAGCUGAAGAGCACUGUGGAGAGGAAGGCCGACAUGGAGGCCGACCUGAAGGAGAAAAGCAAAGAAAUAGAAAACCUCAGAGCACAGCUCGACAGAACCAACAGCAACACACCUUCCCAACCAAAUCAAACAGCACAGGAGCCAAAGAAAAAGUCUGAGGCAGAUCAUAAGGAUCCUGAUCAACCAUGCUUCACUAAGAAGGAGGUGCGUGACAUCCUUUUCGAGAGGAACGAGCUAAAAACCAACCUCUUUCUGAUACAGGAGGAGCUCAACUACUAUAAGAGGGAGAUACUGAAUGAGGAGAGGUGUCCAGGUUUUCUCUUAGAAGCCGUACGCUCUGCCAUCAAGAAAAAAAGAAAGCUCAUCAAGGCCAAGAUGCUCGGGAUUGCUGUGCCCGAAUGCAGCAGCAGUGAUGAGGAAGAGAGUAGUUCUCUGUGUGGGCAAACAGAAGUGGAUGGCACAGAAGUAAAUGGAACAGAGAAACCAGCUGAGUCACGCAUUCGAAAUCUCUUUGGCUUCCUGACGAGGUCAGGCAGCGUCCCGAGUCCCACCCACAUGAGCAACUCCGCCUCCUGCUGGGAGAUCAUCGGAGACUCCGAGGUCAAUGAUGAAGCAGAGCAGCUGAGGUCUUCCUGAGCCUGGUGGUACAGACCACAAAGUUUGCUGUGCCCGAAUGCAGCAGCAG